CGUACUGUCAAAAUUCAAAACAAACACACGUGCGACCGGUCCCCAUGAGCGAAAGGAAUACCGCGUGCGGUUCCGAAAAGGCUAAUAAAAAUGAAGCUCCUACCAGAGUUGACGAAUUUGCGACCGGAAUUUAAAGAAAUACCAAAAAAGCAAAAUGAGAUCCUGGCAAACCUGGGCCGUCCCCACAUCGAUUCGUUCAACUACAUGCUGGACGAGGGCAUCGAGGACGUGCUGUCCCGGUUGGUGCCGGUGUGCUUCGAGAUGGCGAACGGCAGCCGCAUCAAGCUGCGGAUAACGGACAUCAGCAUCGCACCACCGACCGUCCCGAUGAUGCUGGUCGAGGUGGCGGAGAAGCGAGUGUUUCCGAGCGAAUGCCGGCAAAAGUCCGAUACGUACGCGGGCAUGUGCACGAUCACGCUCAACUGGGAGCUGGACGGCGUGCCGCAGAGUCCGCUGACGAGGGAGAUGGGUCGCAUCCCGAUCAUGCUGCGCUCGAACGCGUGCAAUCUGGCCAACGCAACGCCGGAGGAGCUGGUGGCGCGCGGCGAGCAUGAGGACGAGUGGGGCGGUUACUUUGUCGUGCGGGGCAACGAGAAGCUGAUCCGCAUGCUUAUCAGCACGCGCAGGAACUAUCCGAUUGCGGUGAAUCGUAAUACGUGGCGCGAUCGGGGCAAAGACUUCAGCGCCACCGGCGUGUUUAUACGGUGCGUCCGGGAGGAUCAAUAUUCAACGCGAAAUGUGCUCCAUUAUUUAACGAACGGUACGGCCAAGCUGAUGAUUAGCGUGUCGAGGGCGCUGUCCUUCAUCCCGGUGAUGAUGAUACUGAAAGCGCUCGGCGAUCGGUCGGACAACGAAAUCUACAAGAAGCUGACCGCGUGCGACGAAAGCGAUCAGUACUACAAAAGAUGCAUCAUGGCGAUGUUGCGUGAUCUGCACGCAGAAAACCUACACAGCUCGCAGGAAUGCCGCUCGUAUAUGGGCAUGCUGUUGCGCCGGCGACUGAUGGACAUAAACCUGCCCGCCUGGUACUCGGACGAGCAGGCGGGCCACUUCCUGCUGCAGCACUGCGUGCUGAUCCAUCUCGACAGCGUGGAGGACAAGUUCAAUCUGCUCGUGCACAUGGUGCACAAGCUGUAUGCGGUGGUGCAGGGCCGGCACGCGCUCGAAUCGCUCGACGGCACGAUGAUGCAGGAGAUACUGCUCGGGGGCCACAUCUACCAGGGCUUGCUGCGCGAGAUGUGCCUCUCGACGAUGCAGUACGUGCGGAUCAAUCUGAUGAAGCUGUGCCCGGACCGUACCUCGCCGAUGGUGACGACGCACGAGCUGGCCCAGGCGCUGAAGAAUGUGGCCGGCUUUCAGCACCCGUUCACGAUGUUCCUGGCGACGGGCAAUCUGGCGAAGGCGACCGAGAUGGGGCUGAUGCAGAGCACGGGGCUGGUGAUUAUUGCGGAAAACAUUAACCGCAUGCGGUACAUGUCGCACUUCCGGGCGGUACACCGUGGCUCGUACUUCCUGACGAUGCGCACCACCGAAGCGCGCCAGCUGUUGCCGGAUGCGUGGGGCUUUAUCUGCCCUGUGCACACGCCCGACGGGGAGCCGUGCGGGUUGCUGAACCAUAUGACCUCCGACUGUACGGUGUCGGUGACGCAGGAUCCCGAACUGGUGGCCAACAUCCCGGCCACGCUCGUGUCGCUCGGUAUGCAGCCGUUCGGUGGUGAUGCUGGCAGCUUCGGUGCGCUCUCCCACGACGACGGGUACGUGGUGAUGCUGGAGGGCAAGAUGCUGGGCAUGUUGCCCCGUGCCACCGCCAGUCAGGUGGUGCAAAAGCUGCGCCUGCUCAAAAUCGAAGGCAAAACCAUACCGAACCAAACGGAAAUCGCGUUCGUGCCGGCCCGGGAAGGUGGCCAGUAUCCCGGGCUGUUUCUAUUCGUCGGACCAGCGCGCAUGAUGCGCCCGGUGAAGAAUCUGCUGUGCGGCAAAACCGAACUGAUCGGUUCGUUCGAGCAGGUGUACAUGGACAUCUGCGUCACGCCGGAGGAAGCGUACCCGCAGCUCACCACCCACGCGGAGCUGGCGAAAACGUCGUUCAUGAGCAACCUGGCCCAGCUGAUCCCGAUGCCGGACUGCAACCAGUCGCCGCGCAACAUGUACCAGUGCCAGAUGGGCAAGCAAACGAUGGGCACACCGUGCCACAACUGGGACAAGCAGUGCAUCGCGAAGAUGUACCGGCUGCAGACGCCCGCCACGCCACUGUUCCGCCCGGUGCACCACGACAACAUUGCGCUGGACAACUACGCGAUGGGCACGAACGCGAUCGUGGCCGUCAUUUCGUACACCGGGUACGACAUGGAGGACGCGAUGAUCAUCAACAAGGCGGCGUUCGAGCGGGGCUUCGCGGCGGGCAACAUCUACAAGCACGAGUACGUGGAGCUGACGGGGGAUAGCUUUUUUGCGCGCAAUCCCAAAGAUGCCUCGCUCAAUCCGUUCCUCGACAACGACGGGCUGCCGUUCAAGGGCGCACAGCUGACGAAGGGUACGCCGCUGUACUGUUACUUCGACGUGAACGAUCACACGUACCACGUGGUGCCGUACCAGGGCUACGAGGAAGCGAUCGUGGACAACGUGAAGCUGGGCGCCCCGCUGCAGGAUGCGGGCCGUGGCAUUGGGCGCGGCGGGAUGGCCAUCGUAACGAAGCAGCUCAUACUGACGUACCGGGUGCCGCGCAAUCCGAGCGUGGGCGACAAGUUCGCGUCGCGAGCGGGGCAGAAGGGCAUCUGUUCGCAGCACUGGCCGGCGAUCGAUCUACCGUUCACGGAGUCGGGCAUGAUACCGGACAUUAUCUUCAACCCGCACGGCUUCCCGUCGCGCAUGACCAUUGCGAUGAUGAUCGAAACGAUGGCGGGCAAGACGGCGGCCUGCCAGGGCCUGGUGCACGAUGCGACCCCGUUCCGGUACGACGAGAGCAACACGGCGAUCGACUACUUCGGGCGGCUGCUGGAACAGUCUGGGUACGAUUACUACGGCACGGAGCGCAUGUACAGCGGGGUGGACGGGCGCGAGAUGAAGGUGGACAUCUUCUUUGGGGUGGUACAGGUUAGCGAUAAGUGGCAGGUACGGUCGACCGGCCCGAUCGAUCAGCUGACGCAUCAGCCGAACAAGGGCCGGUCGCGGGGCGGUCGAGAUGAACGGCGGCUGCAGGAUCGGCUGGUGCACGGGUCGGACAAGGUGGUGGCGCUGGUGUGCCGCCGGUGCGGCACCCUGAUCGGGCCGAUCGACAGCGUGACGAAGCGGCUGGCGGACAACUCGAACCAGCUGCAGCACGUGCCGGCCACGUGCCGGCUGUGCGAGGACGACAAGGAGAUUGGCCAUGUGGAAAUUCCGUACAUCUUCAAGUUUCUGGUGUCGCAGCUGACGUCGAUGAACAUUAACGUAAAGCUGCAGCUGUCCUAUCCCGAUGUUUGAGGCGGCUGUUGGAGUUGGUUUACACGAUCAUUUUCUGUUUAGUUCGUUAGGUGUAAAAUGGUAACUUUAAAUAAAAAAAUAAGGGCACCAAUCCUAAAAUUAAAGAUUGUGCUUUUCAGAUUCAAUAA
Molecule: messenger RNA, 3590 nt
Organism: Anopheles arabiensis
Lineage: Eukaryota; Metazoa; Arthropoda; Insecta; Diptera; Culicidae
Gene: RpI135
Product: DNA-directed RNA polymerase I subunit RPA2
Biological process (GO): DNA-templated transcription
Cellular component (GO): nucleus; RNA polymerase I complex
Molecular function (GO): DNA binding; ribonucleoside binding; DNA-directed RNA polymerase activity
Source: RefSeq, a predicted model, not a curated record